GACUCGCUCGGCUUUGCUUCUUCUCUACUCUUCUCGAGUCUCCGGUCAAAACCCUAGCUCCGGCGAUCAUCGCCGCCAUCUCCGAUGGUGCUUACCUACACCCAGGAGCACACCUACCACCACCCUUGGGAUCGAGUCACAGCCGCAGCGUGGCGGAAGUUCACGGAUCCAGAAGCAUCAUCGGCGCUCUCCCACGUCGUCGACGUCCACAUCUCCCGCCGGCUUGAUCCCGAAGCCGGCCGCCUCCACACGACCAGAUCCAUCACCGUCCGAUCCCCACCUCUACCAUUCCCUCUCCGCGCGCUCACCGGUGGCGGCGGAGCAGUCUUCUGCCACUGCAUCGAGACGACCAUCGCCGACUCCGGGAGGCGUCGCAUGGAGGUCGUUGCACGAAACAUCGGCCUCCGGCGGCUAAUCGAGGUGGAGGAGCGAUCCGUGUACGAGCCCCACCCUCUGGAUCCAGAUCGCUGGACGGCGUUCCGGCAAGAGACGAGGAUCCGAUGCAAGCCCUUGUCGGCCUUGGCGUCUAUCGCUGAGAAGGUUGAGCAACGGUGCGCUGAGAGGUUCUUGCAGAACAGCGCCAAAGGAAGGGACUUUGUUGAGCGGAUUUGUAGGUAUCUUGAGGCCGAGGGUUCCUCCGCCGCCGCCGCCGCCACCGCCGCCGCCUCGCCGUGAGAAAAAGGUCAGAGCUUUUUCUCUUCCAUUUUUUUCUCACUUCUUUCUCUGCAUUGAUGUUGUUGUUGUUGUUGUUGAUGUUCUCAAAAGGAAAAUUGGGAAUUUUGGUGUAAUGAUAAUAAUAAUAAUAAUAGUUAUGAAAUUUUAGGGUUUAAUGAAAACUGAGAAAUUAUUGAAGAAAUGGGAAACCUUUUUGGUAUUUGGGAUUUGUUUUAUCUGUUGUUGAGAUUGUUGUUGCUUUGAUUUGGAUUGAGAAAAUAAUUGAUGAAAUAUGAAGGAAAAAUGUUAGAAAUUU
This is a messenger RNA of Dioscorea cayenensis subsp. rotundata (Guinea yam), 970 nucleotides long. Its product is annotated as PRELI domain containing protein 3B. NCBI's taxonomy places the organism in Eukaryota, Viridiplantae, Streptophyta, Magnoliopsida, Dioscoreales, Dioscoreaceae. Gene Ontology annotation, biological process: phospholipid transport. Gene Ontology annotation, molecular function: phosphatidic acid transfer activity. The record is from RefSeq and is a predicted model, not a curated record. Gene Ontology annotation, cellular component: mitochondrial intermembrane space.